This is a messenger RNA of Sphaeramia orbicularis (orbiculate cardinalfish), 1085 nucleotides long. RefSeq names its product GRAM domain containing 2Ab (gene gramd2ab). Gene Ontology annotation, molecular function: phosphatidylinositol-4,5-bisphosphate binding. Gene Ontology annotation, biological process: regulation of store-operated calcium entry. The record is from RefSeq and is a predicted model, not a curated record. The transcript has 13 exons. Lineage: Eukaryota; Metazoa; Chordata; Actinopteri; Kurtiformes; Apogonidae. Bases 1 to 1065 code for a protein of 354 amino acids. Gene Ontology annotation, cellular component: endoplasmic reticulum membrane; organelle membrane contact site.
AUGUUUCCGGUUUCACGUGCGCACUUGACGCAGCAGUGUCCGCUCAUCUGCGGAAUCUGCAGCGGCUCCAUUCCGUUCGGCUGGCCGGACUGUGAGGCGCACAGAUUGAUAGUCAUGAUGUCAGAGACCUUGGAGCAGAGUGAGGACGUCAGCGUCUUACCCCCCCAUGAAGUGGAGCCCCCCAGGGAGGAGGACGGCCACUGCCCGCUGCCGUUCAGGCUGCAGCUGAUCGAUGACCUGUCCUACGAAGAUGUGAAGAAGUGUUACAGAGGAUCUACUGUCAGCAAAUACAACUCCCAGUACCACAAACUGUUCCAGACAGUUCCUAAAGAAGAGAUCCUGAUGAAAGUGUACUCCUGCGCGUUACUCAGGGACAUCCUGCUGCAGGGACGACUCUACAUCUCCAGGAACUGGCUGUGUUUCUACGCAAACCUGUUUGGAAAAGACAUCAAGGUCUGUAUUCCAGUGGUGUCGGUCCGACUGGUGAAGAAGCAUAAAACUGCAGGUCUGGUGCCCAACGGCCUCGCCAUCACCAUCGACACCGGACAGAAGUAUGUGUUUGUGUCUCUGCUGUCCAGAGACAGUGUCUACGACGUCCUCCGGAGGAUCUGCACUCACCUGCAGGUGAAUGGGAAAAGUCUGAGUCUGAAGCAAUACCUGGAGGAGCCCAGCUCUCUGUCUAUGGAUGAGUAUCCAGAGGUGCUGAAGUGGAGGAGGAAGCCGUCCCUCCCCGCCGUCUCCUCGUCUCUUCCAGACCUGCUGGGAAACUCCGCCCCCAGCCUCGCUGCUGACGCACCGUUCAGCGCACACACACUCACAGACAGUAGUCUGGAAACAGAGAAGAUCCUGCUGACAGAACCAGUACCUGAACUGGGUCACAUGGAGUACCAACUACUGAAACUCUUCAUCCUGCUCGUCUUCCUGUUAGUCCUGUCGUCCUGUUACCUGGCCUUCAGAGUUUGUCGACUGGAGCAGCAGCUCAGCUUCCUGAGCAGCCAGCCAACACUGAGAGAGAGGUGUGGAGAGGUGCCCUGCUGGCUGGCCAAUCAAAAGACGGGAACCUGAUGCCGAAGCCAAUCAGGGAG